UUGAUGAAGCCAUCAAUGAAUUAGAUCUAUGUAUUGGUUAAAAAAAAUUUGACAGUGAUCUCAACGGUUUUGGAAAUGGAUAAAAGGGCAGGGGUUCGGUCUUGGAGACCAUCUUGCUCAAUCAACUCAUCGCACGGUAUCAUCAUCGCCAUCAGUCUCCAUCACCAAAUCACCAGAAAUAUGGCAUUCUCUGGGUCUAACUUUAAUGCCGAGGAGGAGCGGGUUAUGCUGGAGGCCCUCACCAACGACGAUCCAAUGUGGGGGCAAGUGGCACCGCCGUCUCCACCGGCAGCAGUUCCCGUCCUAGAGUGGGACAUGGCUUCGGAUGUGGAAGAGGGGAUGGAAGAGCAACCGGAGAUCAUCGAUCUCACAGGGGAAGACGAAUUCGAUCCCUCCUAUGACAACGAAGUCGUCAUCGACCUGACUGGAUCCGAUGACGAAUCUUGCAUGAAAGCCGAGGCGCCUCCACCAAGCCCUGCUUCCUCUCUGGCGUGGAGCGGAUAG
This is a messenger RNA of Acanthaster planci (crown-of-thorns starfish), 504 nucleotides long. RefSeq lists its product as uncharacterized. The record is from RefSeq and is a predicted model, not a curated record. Lineage: Eukaryota; Metazoa; Echinodermata; Asteroidea; Valvatida; Acanthasteridae.